This is a messenger RNA of Protobothrops mucrosquamatus (brown spotted pit viper), 2268 nucleotides long. RefSeq names its product cytosolic iron-sulfur assembly component 3-like. Gene Ontology annotation, biological process: iron-sulfur cluster assembly. Lineage: Eukaryota; Metazoa; Chordata; Lepidosauria; Squamata; Viperidae. Gene Ontology annotation, molecular function: 4 iron, 4 sulfur cluster binding. Bases 18 to 1448 code for a protein of 476 amino acids. The record is from RefSeq and is a predicted model, not a curated record. Gene Ontology annotation, cellular component: cytosolic [4Fe-4S] assembly targeting complex. The transcript is spliced from 11 exons.
GGCAAGGCGGGCGCAAGAUGGCGGUGGCGUCGCCUUUCAGCGGCGCUCUGCAGCUGACCGACCUGGACGAUUUCAUCGGGCCCUCGCAGGAAUGCAUAAAGCCAAUUAAGGUUGAGAAGUCUGGGAAAGUAGCAGCUAAGAUCCGUAUUGAAGAUGAUGGAAGUUAUUUCCAAGUUGGCCAGGACGGCGGGUCCCAAAGACUGGAGAGGGCCAAGAUUACCCUGAAUGACUGCUUGGCCUGCAGCGGUUGCAUCACCUCGGCGGAGAGUGUCCUAAUCACUCAGCAGAGCCACGAAGAGCUCUGCAAAGUGCUGAACGCCAAUAAGGCAUCCAGUUCAUCCAAGAAAUUGGUGGUGGUGUCUGUAUCUCCACAGUCCAGAGCUUCUUUAGCUGCGAGAUUCGGAAUGACUCCUUUAGAUGCAGCUAAGAAGCUGACGGCCUUCUUUAAGAAUUUAGGUGUGCAUUUUGUCUUUGACACAACUUUCGCCAGGAACUUCAGUUUGCUGGAGAGCCAGUGGGAAUUUAUGCAGCGUUUCCAGAGACGAGCAGAAGAUAAGAAGGCUUUGCCCAUGUUAGCCGCUGCCUGCCCUGGUUGGAUCUGCUAUGCUGAAAAAACCCAUGGGAAUUUUAUCAUCCCAUACAUCAGCACUACCAGAUCACCUCAGCAGAUCAUGGGCUCCCUGAUUAAGGACCGCUUUGCCAAACACCAGUGCCUGACACCAGACCAAAUCUAUCACGUGACUGUGAUGCCUUGCUAUGACAAAAAGCUAGAAGCUUCCAGGCCAGAUUUCUUCAUUGAAAAGCACCAAACCCGUGAGGUUGACUGUGUGAUUACAACAGGAGAAGUCUUAAAGUUGCUGGACCAGGAAGGAGUAUCCCUUCUUGAAGUGGAUCCUAUGCCUUUGGAUAACAUGUUUGGCAACCUUUUGGAAGAAGAGCUCUUCGGCCAUUCUGGAGGCGGCUCUGGGGGGUACUUGGAGCACAUAUUCAAACAUGCAGCAAAGGAGCUCUUUGGCAUUCCAGUGAAGGAGCUUCGCUACAAGACCCUGAAAAACAAGGAUUUUCAAGAGGUGACGCUGGAGAAGGAUGGCCAGACUCUCCUGCACUUUGCCCUGGCAUAUGGAUUUCGGAACAUCCAAAACUUCGUGCAGAAACUGAAACGUGGAAAGUUGCCCUACCACUACAUCGAGGUGAUGGCUUGUCCCUCAGGGUGCUUAAAUGGAGGGGGACAGAUCAGAGCAGAGGGAGAAUCCAGCAAGGAUCUGCUCCAUCAUGUGGAGAGACUGUAUGAAAUGGUCCAGCCAGAAGACCCUGAGAUGAACAAAACCAUCAGGGACCUCUAUGAGCAGUGGCUCGGUGGUCCCACUUCCGAACAGGCUCAAACUCACCUCCAUACACAAUACCAUGCUGUGGAGAAAGCCAGCACAGGCUUUAAUAUUAAGUGGUAAAAUUUGCUCAGCUCGUGUCAUCUAGUAGACCCUGUAGUGGUCUAUGGCCUAUUUGCAGUUGGGCCCCACACACACCCCACUCGACUCACACGAGCAGCAGGCAUGCACAUGUGUGUGCAGUACACAAACUGUGUGCCCAUCGCUUAGGUGGCCCGGUUCCCCUUUCCUCUCCCCACUGGGCUGCCAAGUUGCAACGGUUGGAGACCGAGGAUCUAAUGGAACCCUUAUUGCUGCCGAUGAAGCUGAAAGUUUCGUUUUUAAGCAAAUAGUCCUAUCAAAGAUUUAUAUUUGAAUUUUUUAAAAUGUUAAGGUGAAGAAUUGGCUUCACAAUAGACAACAGUGCUCUCCACUGGAUUUCUCGUCUCACCAGAUCUUUUGAGGCAGAAAAUUGGACUGUUGUUAGUUUACUCUUUCUAUAGCUUCACCACUUUUUUCCUACUCCCACAGAAAGGUAGAAUUUAUGAAAGGAGCUUUUCUGAAUGAUUGCACGGAAGCAAAAUGAACCAGGUUAAAUUUGGCAUUUAGGGAGAAGGGACCAAAAUAAAAUUUUUAAAAAAAUGUAAAUGGUUUGGAUGUCUAUAGAGGAAAAAUAAUCCUGAAACUUUCCUCAUAAUGAAUCUGGAUCGCUGAGGCUGUUGAGUAGCAGGUCUCUCUCCGGUCAUGUGGCACAAAGUGGAGCAUUUGCAGACUACCCUGUCCAAGUCCACGUGCGAUAUAAGGGGAGCACAGAAACACAACUCCCACCCUGUGUAUCGCAAAGGCUGUGUAUAUGAACGCUCACAACCAUCAAUAAAAUAGAGAUUGAUCAGAGAACAUAGAA